AUGAGUACAAUGGAUUCAGUUGGCUUUGCUUACCACAUGUUCGAUGAAAUACCUUUGAGGCAUUCACAACGAUUGUCAAAUGGAAGGCUUGCAAUUUUGGGUCUCAAACCACAAACUUACCAGCAAUGGCACAAUUUGGGCAACAACAGUGAAGAAUGGAAACCUGUCUUUGGACAAAAGAGACAAAUGGACGGAUCUGUUGUUAAGGUGGUCGGGGGGGGGGGGGGGGGGGUUAUCAAACUCUUAUCAGCUUUGAUAUGGAGAGAAAGCUUGACCAUAUGCAAAAGAAGAUUGGAUUCAUUGGAACACUUCUUAUUGAGCCCAAGGCUUUUCAUACAUCUUUAUACAAGAAAAGGUCCAUGGUUUGGGAUGUCUAAUGUUUCUUACCUUAAUAAAUAUCGAACUAUCAAUGAACAUGGAGAUAACCCAAUCGAUUGUUCAUAUUCAACAUCGAUCUCAUCCUUCUCUCACUUAAAUACCAAACCGAUGAACUCAGCUGGGCCAGCAAGCUGA
Messenger RNA from Lactuca virosa, 513 nucleotides. NCBI's taxonomy places the organism in Eukaryota, Viridiplantae, Streptophyta, Magnoliopsida, Asterales, Asteraceae. The record is from the annotation of a GenBank genome assembly.